Molecule: messenger RNA, 768 nt
Organism: Fukomys damarensis (Damara mole-rat)
Lineage: Eukaryota; Metazoa; Chordata; Mammalia; Rodentia; Bathyergidae
Product: melanoma-associated antigen 10
Exons: 1
Coding region: 1-768 (255 amino acids)
Biological process (GO): negative regulation of transcription by RNA polymerase II
Cellular component (GO): nucleus
Source: RefSeq, a predicted model, not a curated record
AUGGGGGCAAGUUCAAGUUCCUCGCAGUCAGCAGAUAGCGAAUCCCUGGCCGAUACCCUGGUAGGGGGAAAGGUGACUGAUUUGGUGCAUGCUCUGAUCCUUAAGUAUCAAAUGAAAGAACCAGUCACAGAAGAAGAAAUGCUCCAGGUUGUCACCGAAGAGUACAAGCAUUGGUUCCCCACAAUCUUUGAGAAAGCUUCUUCAUGCUUGGAGAUGUUUUUUGGUAUUGAUGUAAGAAAAAUGGACUCCGCUGGCCACACCUAUAUGCUUGUUAAUUCACUGAACCUCACCUAUGAUUCGGUGCUGAGUGAUGACCAGGACAUGCCUAAAAAUGGCUUUCUGAUAAUUAUCCUGGGUGUGAUACUCAUACAGGAGAACUUUGCCACUGAGGAAGACAUCUGGGAUUUCCUGGAUAUGAUUGAAGUGUCUGAAGGGAAGGAGCAUUUCAUUUAUGGGGAGCCUAGGAAGUUACUCCAAAAUUUGGUCCAAGAAAAUUACCUGGAGUAUCGUCAGGUUCCUAGCAGUGAUCCUCCAUGCUAUGGGUUCCUGUGGGGUCCAAGAGCCAAAGCUGAAACCACCAAGAUGAAAGUUUUGCAGUUUGUGGCCAAGAUAAAAGGAACUCACCCCAGUUUCUUCUUAGAUUCUUAUCGGGAGGCUUUGCAAGAAGAGGAAGAGAGAGAACAGGCUGCAGCUAGUUCCCUGGGUAGUACCAGUGCCUCAUUCUUUGCACAGCAUUUUUCAGCAGCUUCUCCUGGCCCUGAAGAUUAA